This is a messenger RNA of Syzygium oleosum, 2119 nucleotides long. Its product is annotated as glucan endo-1,3-beta-glucosidase. Gene Ontology annotation, cellular component: plasma membrane. Bases 291 to 1721 code for a protein of 476 amino acids. The transcript is spliced from 4 exons. The record is from RefSeq and is a predicted model, not a curated record. NCBI's taxonomy places the organism in Eukaryota, Viridiplantae, Streptophyta, Magnoliopsida, Myrtales, Myrtaceae. Gene Ontology annotation, molecular function: hydrolase activity, hydrolyzing O-glycosyl compounds. Gene Ontology annotation, biological process: carbohydrate metabolic process.
AGACUUUGAGUACAUUUCACAGUAAUUGCGCCGGACAAAAAAGGACCGGCGACAGACAGGUUCAAAGUGAGAAAAGCUCAAAAAGAUGCCCACAAAAUCUUCCUAAAGCAAAUUCCCAAUUCAAAAGAACAAAGCUCUGUCUUUAAGCAUCUGCAGCAAACACUCAAUGCAAAGAAAAGUAUCUCAAUUCCCACUUUUCUGGCUUUUAGACAUGGAGAUCAAACUUGCCAUUCUCAAAUUGUCAUGCUACGCCUUCGUUCAUCCUUUGCACCCUCACAUUUGCAAUUGUUAUGAUCACGGAGAUGGCAAUGAUCAUCCCCAAAAUGUUGUCAGAUUCAGUCUUCGGCAUUGUCUUCUUGCUUCUUUCUUCAUCCUUCUUCAUGCAAGGAGCUCAUGCUAACAUUGGGGUCAACUAUGGCACGGUCGCAAACGACUUACCUCCACCUGCCCAAGUGGCCCAUUUCCUCCUCGAGUCCACCACGAUCAACCGCAUCAGGCUCUUCGAUGCGAACCCGGACAUAAUAAAAGCCUUUGCUCACACCGGCAUCGCCGUCACCAUCACCGUCCCUAAUGACUUCAUCCCUCAACUUACCAAGCUGAGCAAUGCCCAAGAUUGGGUGAGAACUAAUGUCGAGCCUUAUGUUCCCGCCACCAACAUAGUUCGAAUUUUGGUUGGAAACGAAGUGCUGUCGACUGCAAACAAGCUGCUGAUAGGCAGCCUGGUGACGUCGAUGCAGAUGCUGCACACAGCCCUCGUCGACACGUCACUGGACCGUAGGAUCAAGGUUUCCACGCCUCACUCCUUAGGAAUUUUGUCCAGUUCGACCCCGCCAUCCAGCGGGAAGUUCCGGCAGGGCUACGACGUGCAUGUUCUGAAGCCGCUGCUCAGCUUCCACAGGGAGACCGGCUCACCUUUCUUGGUGAACCCAUACCCGUUUUUCGGCUUCUCUGAGGACACUCUCGAUUAUGCACUGUUCAGGCCGAAUUCCGGGGUGGUGGAUGAGAAUACCAAACUUGUUUACAUGAACAUGUUGGACGGGCAAUUGGACGCCGUCUACUCAGCGAUGAAGGUGCUGGGCUUCACCGAUAUCGAGAUCGUGAUAGCCGAAACGGGAUGGCCCUCGAUGGGCGACUCGACCCAAGUCAGCGUCAAUACAAAGACGGCGGCAGAAUACAACAGUAAUCUCAUCCGCCAUGUAUCAUCGGGUGCCGGCACGCCCCUCAUGCCAAAACGGACAUUUGAGACCUACAUUUUUGCUCUCUUCAACGAGAAUUUGAAGCCGGGACCGUUGUGUGAGAGGAACUUCGGACUCUUCAGGCCGGACAUGACCCCGGUGUACGACGCCGGGAUCUUGAGGCCCACGGCUAGAUCAUCAAUUCCGGUUGACCCCGUUCCAGUCCCGAGCUCUGUGACACCGCCGACAAGUCCGGCGUCCAUGUCACCGCCCAACGGAAAACAAUGGUGCCUGCCCAAAGCAGGAGCAGACCCAGAUGCUCUGCAGAGAAAUAUCGAUUACAUAUGCGGGCUCGGGUUGGACUGCAGACCGAUACAAGAAGACGGCGCGUGCUUUUUGCCUAACACGGUCCGUGCUCACGCGGCAUACGCCAUGAAUGCGUAUUACCAAGCCAUGGGAAGAAACGACUACGAUUGCGAUUUCAAAGAGACCGGAGCUGUUACCACCCUCGAUCCAAGCUAUGGAAAAUGCACAUACCACGGAUGAUGGAGUUUCUCUUACUCAAAGAUUAGCAAGAAGAACAACACAGAACAUCCAUCUCCUUUUCUUCUCCAAUUUUGAGACAACUACAUCUCUCAUCUAGUCCUGCUACGUAGCUCUAAACUCUACAUUUGACGUCUCAUCUGUCACGGUAGAUUCAAGACAGUUAGAAAAGGCAAAUGCCACGAAAAGUCUGCUAGCCAAAUGGAAUUCUAGUUCGUAGACAUAAAUUUGCACUUUCUUGUUUCGCUUGGCAAAUCGGUCUCAAGUCGCUCAACUCGAUUAGUCACGACGACUCGUUUUUUGCGAUGUAACUCGUUAUGACGACGGUCAUAUCGGACCAGCCUCAAUGCAAUUAGCAAAGGAACUUUGUCUGCAAUUCAAUCUCUCUUUAUCGUAUUUCA